Messenger RNA from Fomitiporia mediterranea MF3/22, 1041 nucleotides. RefSeq lists its product as uncharacterized. The transcript is spliced from 5 exons. The record is from RefSeq and is a predicted model, not a curated record. Gene Ontology annotation, molecular function: NAD binding; hydroxypyruvate reductase [NAD(P)H] activity; glyoxylate reductase (NADPH) activity. NCBI's taxonomy places the organism in Eukaryota, Fungi, Basidiomycota, Agaricomycetes, Hymenochaetales, Hymenochaetaceae. The coding region runs from base 1 to 1041 and encodes 346 amino acids. Gene Ontology annotation, cellular component: cytosol.
AUGCACAAAAUCGUCGUGUCUCGCGACCUUGGCCCUCAUGUCAUGCCCGUUCUACAAGAGAGCAAAGAUCUCUUCCUCGUUGUAUGCCCUGACAAUGUGAAGGAUAGACAAGCUUGGUUGCUUGAGCACAUCCCAGGCGCACAUGGCUUGCUCUGCAUGCUUUCUGACAAGGUUACGGGCCCUAACCUGAAAGUCGUCUCAACGAUGUCCGUUGGAUAUGAACAUGUUCACCUUCCUACUCUCGCGAAGAACAACAUUCGUCUCGGAUAUACACCCGAUAUCUUAACGAAUGCUGUUGCCGAUCUCGCCAUCAUGUUAGCACUGAUGGCGACUCGAAACGCAAAGGAGUGUAUGUCUGUUUGGCCUAACUCCCCUUGGACGCCCUUCGGCUUCUGCGGUCCUCAACUCAGCACCAUCCCACACGAAACCUCUCCAGGGAAGACCUCCCCAAGCAAGACAGUCGGGUUCUUCGGUUUCGGUCGUAUCGCACAGGCGACACUCGCCCGCCUCGUCCCCUUCGGCAUCCGCAAAUUCAUCUACACAGGCAACUCAGCCUCCACUCCCUCCCCCGCAACUCUCGAACGGGACGCCAAACUCGCUUCAUCAGUCGGUCUUCCCCCCGACGCAAUCUCGCGUGUACCACUCGAGACACUCGCAGCAGAAUCCGACGUGUUGUUUGUCCUCGCACCAGGUGGAGCAGGUACAUAUCAUGCCAUCAACAGUUCCUUCCUAGCACGCAUGAAACCCACGUCCGUCCUCGUCAACCCAAGCCGCGGGACUAUCGUCGACUCCGACGCACUCGCCGCCGCACUCCGGGAAAACAAAAUCUGGGGUGCGGCGCUUGACGUCGUCGAGGGUGAACCACAAAUCACCGCGGACCACCCACUUGUCCGGGAACCGAAGUGUGUGGUGCUUCCGCACAUCGGUAGCGCCACCACAGAGACAAGAAUUGGGAUUGGUCGAUUGGCGGCGUAUAACGUUAUUGGUGGUGUCCUUGGUGAGGAGAUGCCAUCUGAGCUUGAGCUCGAUAGCCGUGCUUAG